Messenger RNA from Penaeus vannamei (Pacific white shrimp), 2857 nucleotides. Lineage: Eukaryota; Metazoa; Arthropoda; Malacostraca; Decapoda; Penaeidae. The record is from RefSeq and is a predicted model, not a curated record.
AUGAUGAUGAUGAUGAAUAUGUCUCAGACAUCUCCUGUAGCACAUGGCACACCAGGAGAAACCACCUCAGGAGGAAGCUCAGGCCCUAGCUUGGAUAGUUUUAAUUUGUCUCCUGAGUCUUCAUUAGGGGCUAGAAACAGCUUAGAUGGCACUAAUAUUAACAAUGAGUUGACUUCAGAGAGUGUUCAGCAAAUUGUCAUAGAUGGUGAAAAUCUCUUAGAAGCAGGUGAACCAGGCAGCCUUAUAUAUAGCAACAGUUGUGAGAGUGGGGACUGUGAAAUAAAAAAGGCUUCAGGAGGAACAGUGCAGCGGACUUAUUCAGGACCUGUUAGGCGGCAGGUAGUGAAGACCAAGGAAGGUGGUAAAAGAACCUACGUGAUCUUAAACAAAGCUUCCCUAAAGACACUGCAAAAGAAGGGAGUCUGCCAGCAAGUGAAGAAAAAUACUGGGAAUGGGAAGCCCUCAAAUAGUUGGAGUAGUACAACAUACUCAAAGACAUACUUGGCACCCACUCAGCUGCAACAAAAUCAAGAAAAGAAAAAUGAUGAAUCCGCCUUAGGAGUCCUAGAUUCUGCUUGUCAAUUUUCAUUUCAAGAACUAGUAAACAGUAAGUUUACUGAAACAACUGAACAAUUCAGUCUAGCAGAUUCUUCUGUAGAGCCUGUACUGCCACUAGAUGUAUCACCAUUAUACAUACCACAGCAGGAUGAACCACUAUUAAAUGAACCACCUAUAGAUGAACCACCAUUAGACGAUCCACCACUAGAUGAACCACCACUAGACGAACCGCCACUAGAUGAACCACCACUAGACGAACCACCACUAGACGAACCACCACUAGACGAACCACCACUAGACAAACCACCACUAAACAAACCACCCCUAGACAAACCACCAUUAGAAGAGCCACCACUAGACAUACCACCAAUAGAUGUGCAGAUUCCACCCAAUCCUGUAAUAUCUCAAAGCUCAGAAACUCCUUACAGUUCUCACACAGCCUCAGUAGCCCUGGGCACACCAUCUUCUCAAGGAAACCAAAUCCCAGUUGUUGUUACAUGGUCAGGUACAAGUGUCACAGAUGCACAGUCAUUUUCCUUUACCAUCAAGUUGUCAGACCAAAUGGAUAAAUGUGCAAUUGUGCAAAACACCACUGCCAAAGGAUCUGCUUCAAAAGAAAUAGUACUCAAAGGUCCGCGUUCCUUGACAGAUCCAGCAGAAGGAUCAUGUAACAUGAACCAGCAGAUUACAAGCACUACUGCAGAUCAGCCUGAUCCUCAGAGUGAUAUUGGGGAGGGUUUAUGUGUUGAUGCAGGUCCAUCAUGCAGCACCACUUCAAAACUACAGUCCAGGUGGAAUCUCAGUCAGACCUCAGGACUUUGUUUUCCCUCAGAGGAUGAAGAGUUAUCCUGUGAUUCUCCACCACCUAUAGAUUCUUCAGAUCCUAUGGAAGUCUCAGAAGGUCCUAGUCAAAGCAGGAUGGAAACAGUAGAACUGCCAAAUAGAAUUCUGGGAAAUGAUUAUCCACUUAAUAAAGAGCAUAUAUGGAGAUACGACAUGGGAGGAAGUGAGAGCAACUUAGAUUCAGCAAAGAGUGUCCAGUGGGUUGCACUUCCAACAGAAUCUGUUACUAAGACAUAUAAUCACUCACUGUCUCCAAAAGGAACACCAAUCUCUGAGAGUACUAGUCAAGAUUUGACAAAUUUUUAUGAAACCGCUAAGCAAAGGCUGAUAAAUAGGUACAAACAGUUAUUAAAUAAGCAUCGGCAGCGAUAUUGCCAACUCCUCAGGAAAUAUAAGUCCCUAGAGAAGAAGUGCCACCUUUAUCAUUAUAUUGGUACUAGAGAACAGAUUGUAAGGGAUGCAAAGAAAUACUUAGCAGAAGAGCAUAUCCUAUUUUUAGAAAGCCAGAUGUUUUUAAGAAAUAGAACUGGAACAGGAAACAGAUUUUCAAAGAAGUUCAUAAGGUUUAUGAUGAGUCUUUAUGAACGAAGUUCAGCUGGUUAUAGGUUUCUGAGAACAAUAUUCACCAUCCCUUCCAUCAAAACCAUUCAUAAAUGGCAGAGUCGACCUUAUGACAUUCUAGAAGAGAGUCAGAAGGAUCCUCUUGAAAUAGUAGUAGAUACUCACGAGGUUGAGAUGAUGAGUAGUGAUAUAUCCAGUGAUACUGCACAUAGGCAAGAAAAUCUAACAGUUUCUUAUAGCAUGGAGGCCAUUCAGAGGGAGUUCUUUCCCACAACCAUGCACUUCAGAGGUGAAGAGGAGUCUGAGGAAGGGGAGUCAUCGUGUGAAAUCUCAGGCAGUUCGGAUUCAGAAAUAUUAGAUGAUGUUGAAUAUGGUGUAGGUGAUCAUGAGGAGGAGGAUAUGGAGGAGGAAGAAGAACUGGAAGAAAAUGCAGAGUUAAGUUAUGGAAAUUACACAUACCAGUGAUGAUAAUAAAGGAGGUAAAGAUAUAGUAACUUUAAGAUAAGACCUAUUCAUUUUUGUUGAUGAAGAUAUCUAUUUUAUUUUUCAUGUGUUGUUUUCUGUAAUAUAGAUGUUUAUCUAUUAAUAUUCAAGUGUGAUAUUAAAUUUAGACAAGCAAGUGCUCUUUAGGUGUGUAUACUUAGAUUUUUGUAUCUACAAUUUACAAAACUUUAUAUGAUAAACUUUUUUAUUUGUUUCCAAUGGGUAUUAAUUGUUUCAUUGUUUUUCAUCUGGUUAAAAAGACAUAGGAUGAGUAAUAUUUGUACGUUUUCAGUUAUGUAGCACAUAUAAUAUAGUAUAUAGGCCUAUUCUCCAUUAAUUAUUCUGGUCAUUAUACAGCUAAGGUACUAUUUGACAAUUAGUUGAAAGAGACUUAGUAAGCAUUCUUGUCAUU